CGACUCUGUUUACCUGCAGCGCUCGGCUCGGCAACGUCUCGUCGCGUCGCCGCGCGGAGUUCGUUACAAAAGUCGCGUCGCGUCGUCGUCGCGCACCUCACCGAGGUGCAGAUAACGCUCUUAUCGGCGGACAUCAGCUCCUCCCCGGUGCAGACGAGAAGGUCCUGCCUGCCCCGCAUCGCAGCGGCCAACCCGCGGACGGGUACCCGUCGGAUACCUUGGAUACUACUCGCCACCCAGGCCGACCUAACCUCAACAACAGUGCAAGCCAGUGGUGCCAAGUUGUGAAUCAAAGUGAAGGCUUAGCCCCGUUGAUCCGGUGUGCCUGUAGAGUCGCGGAUGACUUGGUCAUUCCCCUUGUGAUCGUGUGCUAGUGCUGCGGACGUGUGUGUGUGUGUGUGUGCCCGUGAAAGUGAGUGUCGUUCAGUGCAGUGUAUACGAUGGCCACAAAAGGGUUUUAGACCGAGCGGGCCGUCGUCGUAGGGAGUUUGUCGGAUUUUUCGCCUCCGCGCCUGGAUUAUCCCCCAUUCACCAUCUUUCGCUCAAAGAAGAAGCAGGACUGCUUGUCGUCCGGGAUGCGGCGACUUAGUGUGGGCGGUAUGAGCCGCCCCGCCAAGUCCGCGCCGCUAGCCAAGAAGGUGGCUCCCCCCGCCGUCCCGGGCGUCUUCAGGCACUCCGGCUCCUCGUUCGGCUCCGCGGGCUACUGCUCCAGCGAGGACCCCAACGACAUCGUGCGAGAUGUGAGCGACCACUCGGACAUGUACGCGGCGGGCGCAGGCAAGUCUCCCGGGCAGAUGGCGUACCCGGCCUUCACCUUCCCCGGGCCGCAGGGGCUGGGCCAGGCCAAGUCCGGCCAGGUGCAGCCGCCCUUCUUCCACCACCAGCUGUCGCUGCAGGAGGACCAAGGCAUCGACAUGACGCAGAGCCCCGGAAGGGACAGCCCCGGCUCCUCGGGCUCCGGGUCGGGCUCCGGGUCGCGGCACAGCACGGCCAGCCUGGACAGCGGGCGCGCCUCGGGGACGUCGGGGACGUCGUCGUCCGGCUACCACCACCUCGUGGUGCGCGGCAUGGGGCUGAGCCAGGGCACGGCGUCGUCCACCCUGUCCUCGUCCUCCAGCCCCCGCUGCUCCAUCUCGUCCUCCUCGCUGGGCUCCUCGGAGCACGGCAACCCAGGCCUGCACGUCGAGCGUCUGCUGCAGCAGGGAGUGCCCGAUUGUGAGGUCGUCUUGUCUUGGCUGCAAGAUCUCCAUUUCGAAGACUACUACCAUCUGUUCAUAUCGGCUGGAUAUGAUAUGCCCACUAUUUCUCGAAUGACCCCAGAGGAUUUGACAGCAAUUGGGAUUAAAAACCCAAACCACCGCAAGAAAUUAAAAUUUGAAAUUGCCCAGUUAAAUAUUAACGAUGGCCUUCCAGAUUAUAUUCCUGGUUCUCUAGAUGAAUGGCUUCGAUUACUGAGAUUAGAAGAGUAUGUAAUACCUCUGCAGAGGCAAGGUUACCACUCUGUAGAAAAUGUCACAACACUUGCCUGGGAAGAUUUGGAGGAUAUUGGUAUUGUGAAGUUAGGUCAUCAAAAGAAAGUUCUUCUUGCAAUUAGAAGAGUGCAAGACUUGCGAGCUGGAAAGCGCAUACAACCUCCUCAGGACGUGUUUGUCACUGAGGGCAGCAGCCUCAACUCCCCGGAUGAGGAAGCGCUUCCCCCACUACCGCUCGUGCACAAGGCGUUUCACACCUUCCACCAGCCCUGGGAGACAGACCCGAUGCGACAACAGCACCACAUGGUCCUGCCUGCCUCCGCAUUCACGGUGCACCAGCCGAUGUACUCCACCUCUCCCGAGUUUGUCCCCAUCAAGAUUCGAGGAGGCAGAGGAAAGUCUUUGGAAAGCUUAGAAGAUGGCAGUGAAGUUACCCAUCACACGUUCAGUCCAGAAAACACCCAGACGUUUUAUUAUCAACACGCUCAGCCAGCCGUGCCCGGCUGGAGGCGGAGCUACGACGACGGUGACCUGACGCCCACCAACGAGCUGGCCAGCAUGGCGCUGCACGAGGGUGGCGGCACGCUGCCCAGGCCGCGGGGCCCAGGCAGGCCGCGCCCCGUCGCCAAGGUGACGGCCAACACGUCGUCCUUGUCGUCGUCGUCCUUCGCCAGCCAGACCACCCUGCUGGCCCGCGAGUGGGACAGCCCCCGCAAGCGGCCGCCCUCGCCGCCCAAGCGGCAGUCGUCGUCCGGCGGCCGGUGCGACCUCAGCGACUCGAGCGACAGCGUGGACGGCGUGGCCCUGGGUACCAGCGGCAGGCUCAUCACCACCACGGUGGAGCUGCACCACCCGCUGCCGGCCUACCCCAGCCCCUGCAGGCCCAGCCCCUCGCAGGACAGCUUCGACGACCUGCCCUUGCCGCCGCCGCCGGCCCCGUCCACGCCGCCGUCCGCCUCCGGGCCGCGGCAGCCUUCCUGGGGCAGCAGCGCGCAGGAGGAGAUGCUGAUCGCCAGCCUGGCCAAGCAGCCCGGCCGGACGGGCUCCGACGCUAGCUUCAAGUCAAGUUCAAGCACGGAGUCUGAUUCACUACCCUUUGCCAAUGAGAAUGCCGGAACCAUCAAGCAAAGAGCAAACCGGCCACAUCCAGCAUUGUCAAGCCUCGACAGCAAAGAAGGAGGUUCACACAAGCAGACAACACAACACAGGCCUUCUAUGAUUGACAUGAAGAAGGAUGGUCCACAGGAGCCCUCAGAUGUGCUCAACGAUAUUGGAAAUAUGUUAGCAAACUUAACAGAUGAACUGGACGCCAUGCUAGAAGAAGAAAAGCGGCAAGGUCUUAACAACGAUUAGUUUUAAAUGAAGAGAUCUGUGAUCUAUGCCUGGCAGUUUCCAGUCAUUCUAUCAUUGUUAAUAUAUUUUUAUUGUCUUUUGUUUUUUAAGCACUGAUCAGAAGUGCUAAGAGUCUAUGAUGACUCAAAUAUCUGUGAUCAAAGUUGUCUGUCCCUGUGAUUUUCCCCAAUUGCAUUUUAUGUGGCCAUUGGUCUUAAGUGCUUGUAUAUCUUUUGUUUUUAUGUUCUUUAAUCAUUUUUGUUGUGGAACAUUCACUUUAAUUUGCUGGUUUAUUAGUUUAUAGUACCUGAUACUGAUCAAGUGCCAUGAGCUUGUGCCGCAAGGUAAACUGUGCUGAUUGUGCCAUUACACAAGUUUGCUUUGACUUAAGUGCUUCUUAGCCUGGACUGUUUAAUUGGAGGAACAAAGCAUUUGAGUCAUUAUUAUUAUUAAUGAGAAACAAACCAGUCAUUACUAUUGUAUUGUUAUAUUUAUCAUAAGCUUUUCUUUUUUAUACAAUGUAAAGAAGAAGUAGCUGAGUUCUUAUAGCAGAAGCAGGUGCCCUACUUCUUUUUGUUGAAAUCUUGUUAUUCAGAUUUUCAUUGCCUUGAGAAGGAGAGCGAGAGAUCCUGCUUUCAUGAGUUGAUGUUGAUAAUCUUUACAAAAUCCAUACUGGUGCACUAUUGAGAUAAUUUAAUUACCAACUGUGGCAAUAUGUAGCUGUGUCACAAUAUUUUGAAUUGAGACACUAAGUAAUAUGUUUGGAGAAUCAGCAUUACUAAUUAACAACUGUUGGUUAUUGACUAAUGACUGAAACUCAUUUGAAUUUGUUUGAAAGCAGAGAAACUGCUUUUAAUGUGACAGUUUGCUCUUGUCUUUCUUCCAGUUUUUUGAAAUUUUUUUUCUAUGGCACACUAACACUGGCAUUAUAUUUGAAACUACGCCCACAUAUCGAGUCUGUGAUGCUAUGUGCAAUGUCUGAAAAAGAUAGAGGAAACCACAUGGUUGUGGUAGACACUUUUUGUGAAUACAAGUUGAUGUUUGUCCCGGAUGUAAUUUGAGCACAAAACCUUCUUAUGCAUGGAGAUUAUAUGUUCUCUUAGUAGUGUGUGCAUCAAACUCAGCACAUAUUUGGCAUUGAAGCUUCACCAUAUUUUUAUGUAGGUUUCAGUACAAAAUGUGAAUACUAAUCACAGCAUUCUUUUUCCAUUCUUUUGGGUUAUUUCUGAAGUAGGUGGGCUACAUAUCUGCUGCUACUUGGAAGGAAACUUUAAUCCGAAGUUAUGUAAUUUUAAAAUGUAUAAAUUGUGUACAUGGCACUGUAUCAAAACAUGUGCUUCUCUUCAUUGUGUUGAAUAUUGUAGAAAUUGCGUUUAUGCUACGCAGCAGUUAUCUGUAUGUAACCAUUUGUUUACAUGAGAUAUUAAGAAGACUGGUGUAGAUUUGUUUAAAAAGGUAUAAAAUGUUGCAAAGAUUAACAGUAACACUGUAGUUGUAGGUUGUUAAAGAAAGUAUUGAGUAAAACCAUUGUAUUUGUAGAUAAAGCAGAAUUUAAUUAAAAACAGUCUUGCCUUAGUA
Messenger RNA from Thrips palmi, 4382 nucleotides. It is a transcript of the gene ckn, whose product is annotated as caskin-2. The record is from RefSeq and is a predicted model, not a curated record. NCBI's taxonomy places the organism in Eukaryota, Metazoa, Arthropoda, Insecta, Thysanoptera, Thripidae. Gene Ontology annotation, molecular function: signaling adaptor activity; protein phosphatase binding. The transcript has 13 exons. Gene Ontology annotation, cellular component: axon; focal adhesion. Bases 576 to 2825 code for a protein of 749 amino acids. Gene Ontology annotation, biological process: axonogenesis; cell surface receptor protein tyrosine phosphatase signaling pathway.